AUGAAGUGCUACUUCCGCGUCGGCAAGCCGAACCUGUGCAAGAACGUCGUGCGCGCCGUCACGAGCGACCCGAAGACGCCGCCUGUCGAGCAGGCCCCGAUCGGAGACCAGGUCACCUGGCGCUUCUACAUCGGCAUGCUGGCGUUCCUGGCUGGCGAGGACGCGCGCGCCGCAACCGAGCUGGAGUGGGCCUUCCUCCACUGCCCCGCCUCGAGUAAGCGGAACCAGGAGCUGAUCCUCACCUUCCUCAUCCCGCUUCACCUGCUGCGCGGCAGUCUGCCGAGUGCGAAACUGCUGGCCCGCUUCCCGCGCCUGCAGGAGACAUAUGGCCCCUUCGUCGACGCCAUCCGGACAGGCUCAGUCCAGGCAUACGACGAGGCGCUGGAGCGCGCCCAGCCCCGCCUCGUGAGCAUGAACACAUACCUCGCCGUCGAGCGUGCGAGGGAGAUCUGCCUCCGCACCCUAUUCCGGAGAGCGUGGGCGGCAAGCGAUCGUAACUCGCGCAUUCCGAUUAGCACGUUCCGCAAGGCGCUCGAGCUGCAGCGCGUAGAGGUCGACAAUGACGAGGUCGAGUGCAUGGUCGCCAAUAUGAUCUUCCGUGGAUUCAUCAGGGGUUACAUCUCGCAUGAGAGGCAGACGAUCGUCCUCGCCAAGACGAACGCCUUCCCUGCCCUCUCAUCCAUUCCCCGGUGA
Messenger RNA from Trichosporon asahii var. asahii CBS 2479, 693 nucleotides. RefSeq names its product adaptation to pheromone during conjugation with cellular fusion-related protein. Gene Ontology annotation, cellular component: transcription export complex 2. The transcript has a single exon. NCBI's taxonomy places the organism in Eukaryota, Fungi, Basidiomycota, Tremellomycetes, Trichosporonales, Trichosporonaceae. Gene Ontology annotation, molecular function: double-stranded DNA binding; RNA binding. The record is from RefSeq and is a predicted model, not a curated record. Gene Ontology annotation, biological process: poly(A)+ mRNA export from nucleus; post-transcriptional tethering of RNA polymerase II gene DNA at nuclear periphery; transcription elongation by RNA polymerase II. Bases 1 to 693 code for a protein of 230 amino acids.